UUAAAACUGCAGUCAGUAAUUUUCCGUAGUCCCAAAGCGACCAUUCAAAACAUGCUGAAAAAUCGCUUGGGAAUUAUAUGAAGCCCUUUUAGAAGCACCGCUGGAUUGCAUCAUCCGUCGAGGGCGUGGCUAAGCAUCGAGUGUAAUGUACAGCUGUCAAGCAGGACCCUUCAUCACUCACACAUCAUCAUCAUUAUCAUUUUCAUCAACCGAGGAGGCAUCUUCUCCAGACCCAAAUACACCAUGUCCACGAUAGUUGGACUAACUGGGCCAAAACCGGGAGCCAAAGGAGCCAACGGAAUAGGAGGAGUCAGGGCGGAGACGGAUCACAUCAUAACCAUCAGCACUGCCAGCCUGACGGAACCGAGCAACGAGGAACCCAUCAAGGGAGUCGCUCCUGUCCAGUCCUUGGUAGUCCCAGUUCCACUGGAACCGAUAGUUUCCAGUGACCAAGAGAGACCAAGGAGUAACCACCGCUUGUGCCGGCUCUCCCAGCUGGUGAGCUACCAGAACAACAUCGCCGAUGUGCAGCAUCGCAAGGGGAGACGCCUCCACGGACUGCAGCUGCCACUGCAUCCCCUCCAGCUCUUCGGCUGGCUGGUGCUCCUCCUGUUCGGCGUGGCCAGCUACUGGGUGCUCAUCCCGGCCUUUCAUGCCCGCAUCCAGGGACCGCUCUACGGCCUGAUCACCGGUCUCUACCUGGUGCACAUAGCCUCCCAUCUGACGGCACUAUUAACGGAUCCGGCGGACAAGGAACUGCGGCGGGUGCAUCGCAACGACAGGAUCGUGCCCGAGUUCGACCGGACGAAGCACAGCCACGUGAUCGAGAACGGGCGGUGCCACCUGUGCAACAUCCGCACCUCCUCCAGCCGCACCAAGCACUGCUCCGUGUGCAACAAGUGCGUGGGCAAGUUCGACCACCACUGCAAGUGGCUGAACCACUGCAUCGGGUCGCGCAACUAUGUGGCCUUCCUGAUGUGCGUGGUCAGCGCGGUGGUGGCCACCCUGGUCAUCGUGGCCGCCGUGGUGGCCCAGGUGGUCUUCUACUACGUCCAGCCGGACUGGCUGAGCUUCUACUGGUGUCCUCUGGAGCUGAGUCACCCCCUGGAGGGCGGCGACUACAUAAACAUCACCUUGAGUCUGGGCCACAACGGCACCAUGAUGCUGAUAGAGCAGCAGGAGCAGGAGGAGCCCGCGGAGGAGCUGGCCAACAUGACCAUCUCCACGCUGCCCAGCCUGCUGGAGAACUUUACGGCCCUGAUAGAGGCCACCACCGCGCAGGCGGGGAUUAGUGUAAGCAAUCACACAGUCACACAGCCCGUGGUUUCUGGGAUUACACUGAACGAAACCAUUUUCCUGUUCCUGCUUGGGUUAUUAGGAUUACUGGCCGCCGUGAGUGCAGGACUGCUUCUGCACCUGUGCUUCUUCCACAUCUACAUCUCGUUUCUGGGACUGACCACGUACGAGUACAUCAGGAACCAUCGGCAGGCGCAGGAGGCCAAGACCAAGCAGCUCCUGGAGGGAGCUCCCAAAAACGGGGGAGUACACUUCUCCAGCUCGCUGCCCGAGCCACACAAUCCGUCCAAGUCGCUGCCCGGGGGUCAGCAGCUCUACUGCUGCUCCAGUGCCCCGCAUCCCAGCCAGCUGCAGUCGCAGGAGGCGGUGCAGGUUGGUCAAACGGAGCAGUCCCUGCGGCUCCACUGCUGCGCCAGCUCCAGGGAGUUCCACCAGAGCAGGCAGGCCGUCUACGUGUGCUCCCUGCUGGAGGAGAAUGUGCCGCAGAUCCAAGUGGAGACGGACACGCUGAGCAGCUUCCACUGCUGCUCCAGCUUCGCGGCCAGCUCCCUGCAGCGCCGGGUCAGCCUGGCCAAGGGAUCGCUGAUCUCGGCGGAGCCGCGUCCCCAGCGGCCGGCCACCUAUCUGCAGUACACCGAGCAGUGCACCCUCUGCACCUUCCGGCUGCGCAGGGGAUCGGGAGCGGCGGCGGCGGGCUCCUCGGGAGCGGUGAGCAGCGCCGGCGGAAGCAGCAGCACUCGCACUCUGACCAGCCAAACCGGCGGAUCCUCGUCCUCGGCCACGGCAGCCGGGAAUAUCUCGAAGCAUCAGCGCUGGCGAAGGAAAUGGAACUGCUGCGCCUCGGUGCCGGAUAGUCCCGAUGUGCCCAACGAUCUCCUGGCGGCCCUGACGUUCCGCGAACGCGAGGAGGCGGCGGCGGCGGCCAAACUGAAUGCCCAGGAGCUGCCCAUCCAGUUCAUACGCACCUUGAACGGGGGUUUGGAUCAGGAGUUGCCUUUAAAAGGAGCCACUGCAACUCCCACGCCGCCCAGAAGCUCGCGGCUGCGUCACAUGCUGCGCUUGCUGGGACGCUAUCGAAGACCCCGGUGUCGCCAUGGAGCCACGCAUCAUGGAAUCGCGGGAAAGGAGCACCAGAAUCACGGCGGCUCGGCCAUCAAGCAGAAUCAGAUUCGACCGCUGCAGCUGCAGGCGGCUGGGCGGGGAUAUGCCAACUCCACGGCCACGCCCACACCGCCCGCCAGUUCGCCGACGAGCAGGAGUUCCCUGGAGAGCAGCGAGCUGAGCACCAGCACAACGAGUCCCGAGCUGAUGCUCUUGCCCACGUCCGUGAUAAGGGACGACAGCGUGACCACCUACACGCUGACCUUGCCGCCCGCCCUGCCGCCGCCGACGCGGAGGAAGAUGAACCAGACCUCCCAGGAGCUGGCGGAGCUGGCCGAGACCCUGGGCUUUGCCAGCCAUCACCAGAGUCCGCAGACCAACAGCCGAACGCUGCCCAGUCUGGGGAAUGUCUAUCGGCGGCAGCGGAGGAAGCACUUCCUGCGGACGCGAUCGCCCACUCUCUCGCCCAUCCACGAGUCCGGACUCUCGAAUCCGACGUCGCCGCAGCCCCUGAGGCAUCUCCACCACCACCAAUCGAACUCCAAUCCGGCCAAAGCCACGUCCUCGCCGCUGCUUAACCGCAACGGAAACGGAAACUCCUCGGCGCUGCUCGUCCAGAAUCUGUGCAGCCUAGCGGGGGAAACGCUGAGGAAGACCGCCUCGAAUAGCUCGCUGCAGAGCCUCAGCUCCAAUUCGAGCAGCACAUAGAAAAGAAGAGAGUCCUCGAUGGUUUCUGUUUAGUCCCUAGGUUAGUCUUAUCCCUAGCAAGUAGUAGUCCUCGCAUCCGGAAAUCAAUUAAUCCGCAAAUAAGCAUCGAAAGUCAUAACUGAAAUCAAUUAAGCAGGGGGAGGAGUGGGUGGAGGAUUGGCUGUCAGGGCCAGAAAGGAAAUUGCCUUUGAUGCGAUGCGGUUUCAUGGCCCAAACUUAAUUACCGCUUCUGGUCGGGGGGCUCCUUUGUUUGAGCUUGUGGAUUGCAUAUUUGAUUUAUUAAGAGUCUGGUGUGGAGAGGUAAUAGAAAAGAUUGGAAUUUUCGCUAAAAAGUAG
Drosophila takahashii is the source of this 3441-nucleotide messenger RNA. RefSeq lists its product as uncharacterized. Lineage: Eukaryota; Metazoa; Arthropoda; Insecta; Diptera; Drosophilidae. Gene Ontology annotation, biological process: protein targeting to membrane; peptidyl-L-cysteine S-palmitoylation. Gene Ontology annotation, molecular function: protein-cysteine S-palmitoyltransferase activity. Gene Ontology annotation, cellular component: endoplasmic reticulum; Golgi apparatus. The record is from RefSeq and is a predicted model, not a curated record.